ACAAAUGGACGCCCUUUUGGAGGCAUGCACAUUUUCCAAAAGCUGGCACAAAUAAUAAAACAACGCUGCAUGAUGCCCAUCAAGACCCCUGCUAAUCCCUGAUCCCAGUCUCGGUGCCAAUCCCAUGUCGUUAUGUAGUACUAGUACGGAGUAGUAUGUGCAAGCUAAGCUAAAGCUCUGACGACGUGGGUCCUGUAGCUGCUGCACAUCUCCACUAUAAAUCUGCCCUCUCGCCUCCAUAAUCACAGGCCAUUCGCUCUCUUCUCCGUUCCGCUCCACAGCUAGCUAGCUCGACCGACCGAGCACGAGCAAGCAUGUACCCGGCCGAGCUCGCCAGCGUCCCGUACCUCUCGGCUGCGACCGCAACCGCGGCCUUCAGGCCCCAUUACCAGGUGGCUCCGGACGACUUCCUCUUCCAGUACAACGGCGGCGGCCUCCUGGUUCCUCAGGCGGCGACCUCCCCCUGCUCCUCGUACCAGCAGCACGACGUCGCCGGCCAGCUGCUCCACGAGGCCGCCUCCGCCGGCGGGCUCCUCCUGCCGUUCGGGGCCAGAUCGUCCAACUCGGACGAGUCGGACGAGUACCACCACCACCACCAGGCGGCGCACUGCAGCCUCGCGGAGGAGCGGCGGCGACGGCGGAUGGUCUCGAACCGGGAGUCGGCGCGGCGGUCGCGCAUGAGGAAGCAGAAGCAGCUGAGCGAGCUGUGGGCGCAGGUGGUGCACCUCCGCGGCGCCAACCGCCAGCUGCUUGACCAGCUCAACCGCGUCAUCAGGGACUGCGACCGCGUGCUGCGCGACAAUUCUUCCCUGAGGGCCGAGCAGGCCGAGCUGCGGGAGCGGCUCGAGAAGCUCCCGGUGCCGGUGGCCGUGGCGGUGGAGGACGCGGAAGAAGAAGAGGGUAGGGUGAUAUGAUCGACUAGAUGAUCGGUGUUAUUAUAUGAGAACGUGAAUUACCAUUUUUGUACCUCUGCUGUGCUCUAUGAGGGACGCCAUUGUUAGCAUGUACGUAUUCUUUUAGACAUACCAGUGUUGGCAUGUACUACUAGUAGUAGUUCCAAAUAAGAAAAUGUUGGCAUGUUGUCCAGUUUC
This is a messenger RNA of Triticum aestivum (bread wheat), 1091 nucleotides long. Its product is annotated as bZIP transcription factor RISBZ3. Gene Ontology annotation, biological process: regulation of DNA-templated transcription. Gene Ontology annotation, molecular function: DNA-binding transcription factor activity. The record is from RefSeq and is a predicted model, not a curated record. The coding region runs from base 315 to 914 and encodes 199 amino acids. NCBI's taxonomy places the organism in Eukaryota, Viridiplantae, Streptophyta, Magnoliopsida, Poales, Poaceae. The transcript has a single exon.